Messenger RNA from Pygocentrus nattereri (red-bellied piranha), 4463 nucleotides. It is a transcript of the gene edil3a, whose product is annotated as EGF-like repeats and discoidin I-like domains 3a. Lineage: Eukaryota; Metazoa; Chordata; Actinopteri; Characiformes; Serrasalmidae. Bases 357 to 1814 code for a protein of 485 amino acids. Gene Ontology annotation, molecular function: calcium ion binding. The record is from RefSeq and is a predicted model, not a curated record. The transcript has 11 exons.
CAGGAGCACAGCGCCGCUGCUCGAGCGCCCGUGUAGCGACCGUUGUGGCAGCGCGCGCCUCCAGUCUACCGCUCCGCUCUCUCGCGAGUGCACGCUCAGAGCCAUCUUCGUCUCUGGGUCCCGCGCGGACUGUUGGCACAGGGUUCGCGCGCCACUGCGGUACAGUCAACUGCGAAGCGCGUGACGCACCUGGGAUUUCUUGUGCUUUUCUCCACCUCCUUUUAUUUAUUUAUUUUCUCCUCUCGUUCUUCUACUCGGAGGCGGCACCUGCGCGUGAGGAGCUACGCGAAGGCGCGUGAACUCUCCACGGAGGACUGAAGUUGCCCCCCACUCGUUUGCCGCCGUCCGUGAUCAGGAUGGGACCUCCAUCGCUCCUCGUCUCCGUCGUCCUCUGCGUGAGCGCGGCCGUCCCGCAUAUCGCCAAAGGAGAAACAUGUGAGCCAAACCCAUGUGAAAAUGGAGGUGCCUGCCUCGCGGCUAUAAGCAAUGAGGCCUACACGUGUGAGUGUCAUCCAGGCUUCACGGGACCCAACUGUGCUAGUAAUAUGGAGGUUGCAGCAGAUGGUGAAGAUUCAACUUCAGGUGGGAUAUUUCUAGGACCGUGUCAUCCGAACCCGUGCCACAACGGAGGAAUGUGUGAAAUCAGUGAGACCUACCGAGGCGACACCUUCAUCGGCUAUGUCUGCAAGUGUGCACCUGGCUUCAAUGGCAUCCACUGCCAGCACAAUGUUAAUGAAUGCGAAAGAGAUCCGUGUAAAAAUGGAGGGAUCUGCACUGAUCUGGUGGCUAACUACUCCUGCGAAUGCCCGGGGGAGUACAUGGGAAGAAACUGCCAACAUAAAUGUUCCGGUCCACUUGGCAUGGAAGGAGGCAUUAUCUCUAACCAGCAGAUCACUGCCUCCUCCACACACCGCGCUCUGUUCGGCUUGCAGAAGUGGUAUCCUUACUUCGCGCGUCUCAACAAGAAGGGUCUGGUGAACGCCUGGACAGCCGCCGAGAAUGACAGAUGGCCUUGGAUCCAGAUAAACCUGCAGAGAAGGAUGCGGGUCACGGGGCUGAUAACCCAGGGGGCCAAGCGCAUCGGCAGCCCAGAGUACGUCAAGUCCUACAAAGUGGCCUCCAGCGACGACGGAAAGACCUGGAGGACAUACAAAGUCAAGGGCACGGACGAGGAUAUGGUCUUCCGGGGAAAUGUCGACAACAACACUCCCUCAGCCAAUUCCUUCACACCACCUAUCGAGGCCCAGUAUGUGAGGAUCUAUCCACAGGUCUGCCGGAGACACUGCACUCUGCGGAUGGAGCUGCUGGGCUGUGAACUCACAGGAUGCUCCGAGCCACUGGGGAUGAAGUCUGGUCACAUUCAGGAUUACCAGAUCACAGCAUCCAGCAUCUUCCGAACGCUCAACAUGGACAUGUUCACCUGGGAGCCUGGCAAAGCCCGGCUGGACAAGCAGGGCAAGGUCAAUGCCUGGACAGCUGGACACAGUGAUCAGUCCCAGUGGCUGCAGGUGGACAUGCUUGUGCCAACCAAAAUUACAGGCAUCAUUACCCAAGGGGCAAAGGAUUUUGGCCAUGUGCAAUUUGUGGGCUCCUACAAGGUUGCCUUCAGCAAUGAUGGAGAAAGAUGGCACAUAUAUCAGGACGAAAAACAGAAGAAAGAUAAGGUCUUUCAAGGAAACUUUGAUAAUGACACACACAGGAAAAAUGUGAUAGAUCCUCCUAUCUAUGCUCGGUUCAUCCGGAUCCUUCCGUGGUCGUGGUACGGAAGAAUCACUUUGCGUUCAGAAAUACUCGGAUGCACGGAGGAAGAGUAGAUGCCCCCCCACCACACAGCUUUUUCCUGGUACACAAUCAGUACCAAAUCCAGAUUCAAUAUAAACUUUGCUCAAUCUGUAAAAAGAAUAUCAGUUUCCGAUGGAAUUUUUCAAAAAUUUUGAAUUUUUGGUUUCCUUUCUUUUUUUUCCAGGUUGGAGUUUGAUGCUUUGUAGGGUAAAUUACUAUAUAUAUCUUGUGUAUGUCCUUCAUUUAGUUCACAUCCAAAUUUUUGCCCUAAGUUUAGAGUGGAUUUGUGUCACUUUUUUGGUGGGUUUAUGGAAUAGGGGUUGGGGGGUUGGGGGUUAUUUCACUGUGUUUAAGCAGUGGGAUGUCAACCACUGUAUGGUGUCACUUUUAAACCAAGAAAAAUGAUAUAAAAAUGCUAUGCUUCAUGGACCAUAAUCAAACAACUGUAGCUCAUAACCUAAUCGAAAAUUAAGCACCACUAUUACAGUGUAAAUUUCAGUUUGUCCUUUUAUUUUAAAAAUGUUAUUGAGAGUAAAAUCAUAUGACACUGAUGUUGUGUAGAGGAAAAUAUGAUGCUCUUGUAUUAUAUGUAAAACACUAAAAUUACUGCAUGGCGCAUAAAUUAUAUUAGAUGUAUAAGACAGUUAAUUCCCUAAACAUUGUAUUUUCUGCUCCUAAUUAAACAUUUCUUAUCACUUGAAUCGAUCCGUUCAAAUCUAUUGUUAAGUUCUUUUCUAAAAAAAUUGAUAUAGCUUCCCUGUCAGAGCAAAUCUUUGUGUCUCGAAAAUGGGCCAAAGAGAAGGAAACAGUAUAAGCUUUACAUAGAAAUCAAUGUCAACAGCAUUUCUAUUAGUCCAAUCAUCAUGAAAUUCAUGCAGUGUAAGAACAGCUGUUUUGCCAAAUUAUGUAUCAAAAAUUUUAAAAAGACACAAAUUGGAGAUACAAAGUUUUGUCCUGAUAGCAACGAUAUACAAGUAGCGCAUAGACAAGUUACUUGGUAGAGGUAAAAUCAUAUUAAUAACAAUGAUAAAAAAAUCAGUAUUGGAAGUGUGGCAUAAGGAGUGCAUCUAACUCAGCUGUUGCCAAAUUUUCGCGUGUAUGGUACUGAUUGGAUGUUUCAAUAGUAAAAAGUGCACUUCAAAGGCAAAGCUACAUUUGUAGAUUUGUCAUGCAAUCUAUGUUUGUACCUAAAAGGCUAUAGAAUGUUUUAAUCUGGGAAAUAAUGUCCAUGGGAAUUACACAUUUAGAAUCCAGGGCUAACAUUUAUCUCUGUUUUUUAUUAUUAUUUUUUUUAAGUUAUUGCUGUUAAUGUGCAAAUUUGCUAUAGACUUCUAAUUGAAUGUCUUUUGCAUUUUCUAGUUUUCUGUUGUUCUGUUUUUCUGUGUUCUUUGUUGACUGAAAGUUUGCUUACUGCUACAUAGCUCAGCUGAACUACUGUAUUGUUUUGUUUUCAUAAAUGUAAAGACCUCAGGUUAGAAGUCACAAGUAACCCUCUUUUGUAUUGCUAAUGAUCUCUCCACUAAAAAAAACAAAAAAAAUCAUUAUUCAUAAUGUAUUUGUAGGUGCUUUUAAGACAAUUGCAUCCAAAAUACAUUUUAUAAACCACACUCCUUCUUUUUUUUGGUGUAAACAGAUGGCUUGUCAUCAAUUCAUUUUAAUUAUACAAACUAUCAGUCCAAUGUACAAAGAAGGAUUACAAACAAAAUUUAUACAGCUCUUACUUAUUCUUUGAAAUGUACAGUGAAAUCCAUUGGAUCGUUAAAUCACUGGAGAUUUCCAUUGCUUUUUGUUAGUCUCGUGAAAAUGAAUAAAUUAAUGAAGCAACUGUAAAGGGUUGAACCAUUGUCUGUCAUCCCAUGAAGAGCAAUGGGUAUCUCAUUUACAGAACAAAUGGGCCAGUGAGCUAUUGUCUUGUAAUAAUAUCUUUGGGAUUCAUCAUUUAAAUGUAAUGUGUGCAAAAAAAGACAAAAAAAUAAAUAACAUUAACAUUAGCCAUGUUGAUCCACAGUAUGGUGAUGGAGCGUAAACAUCAUGUACAGUUAACACACGUUUUCUAACAGAUAAGUGUUGCAAGGCAUCAUAUGUUUGUGUUUGAUUUCUUCUGAGUUCUCAACAUAUAUAUGGAGGUGAAAUGGUAUUCCUUGUCUAAUGUUUCCCUGUGUCUGUAAGGUUCUCUUCUAACUGUUCAGAUGACUUGUGUGCACAUUGUAACAGUUUUGUACAGACUUUUUGGGGAAUAGCGAUCUAUGACGAAAACAAAAACCCUGAAAAUGUCCACAGGCACAUUUUUUAAAUAAUAUGUAUAUUGGUGAGUCCGAUAGUCCGGUAUUUCCAUUUUAUGUGCUGUGAAUAGUGACUUUUGGAAAAAAAAAAUUAAAAAACAUAUAUAGAGCUAAAAAUCAGGGGAUCCCUAUGGGGCACACAACAUUUUUAGUUCUGCUUUUUCCUUGUUUUUUUGUUUUAUUUUGUUUUGGUUUUUUUGUUUGUUUUUUGACAGCUUUUCCAAAAUAAAAGUCAUCCCUCAUUAUUUCCAUUCAAUCUCAAGCAAGUGCUAUCUGGCAAAAAUGUACCAUUAAUAUGCCGACUAUACAAAGCCUGAAGAGUGUACAGAAAAGAAAAGCCAUUGCCACCAGUAGACCGCUCUUUGGUUUGAUGAAUAAAAUGAAGUCUGUGAAAUAUAA